Molecule: messenger RNA, 477 nt
Organism: Plasmodium gallinaceum
Lineage: Eukaryota; Apicomplexa; Aconoidasida; Haemosporida; Plasmodiidae
Product: conserved Plasmodium protein, unknown function
Exons: 2
Coding region: 1-477 (158 amino acids)
Source: RefSeq, a predicted model, not a curated record
AUGAAUAGAAAUUUAUUGUUUAAAAUUGAUGAUUUAAGAAAAAAUAAAUUUAAUGAACUAUUGAAGUAUGGCAAUAAUGUAAUUAACAAAAAUGUUUCAAAUAAUUUAAAUGAAAGAAAAUUAAUAUAUGUUGGGAAACCAACACAUGGAAGUGAUUUUUACUGGAAAUGUAGAGAAAUGAUAUCUUCUAUUAAAAAAAAAACAAAAAGGUGUGCAAGAUAUUUAGAUUUAAAUCAUGAUUUUUCAAGGGCUGCUUUAACAGGUGUUCCUAAAACAAGUUUUGACCCCAAGAAUAAUAUUUUUUAUAUUCAAAUGGAUAAUGAAGAAUGGGCAGGACUUGGUAGUAAAAUGAUGCUAAAUAUAUCAAUGAACAUAUUAUUUUAUUUACACAUAUCUUUUUGGAUAUAUUUUAUAUAUUAUAGAUUAUUAGUAAAUAAUAAAUUAAAUGUAUUUAGUAAAUGGAAAAAUAAAGAUUAA